UUGUCAGUCGUUUGUCGAUUGCGAAGCGUACAAGAGGCUCGUAGUUCGUUUGGUGUUUUAAUAAUUGUGUUCUCAAUAAAGCUCCGCAUUUGAUUGAUUUCUCGAGUGACGCUUCAUUCACAAACUCAAUUAGCGCAAUUUCGUCACAGUUUCGGUUGAUACGUUAAGCAAAACACAUAUAAAAUAAUGCUGCAGUUGCGUUCGCUGGGAGCGCUGCUGCCGCUGCUGCUAUUGCUGCAGGAGCACGUUUCUGUGGAUGCCGGUCGACCGCUAAAAAUUCUGGGCUUGUUCCCCCACCCCGGCGUCAGUCACUUUCACUUCUUUCAACCCAUCAUGCAAGGUCUGGCCGAGGCAGGGCAUGAAGUCAGCGUCGUUAGCCAUUUUCCGGCUAAAAUUCCAACUGCACGCUACAAGGACUUCCCGCUAACAGGCAUAGAGAAGCUGACAAACAGCGUCGACUUGAAGUUCUUCGACAAGCGUCCCUUCUAUAAGCACUUCAUCGAGUUCUUUCUACUCUACGAAUGGGGCAAGGAGGCUUGCAAUUCGACCUUACGAUCGGAGGCUUUGCAGACGGUCAUGAAGCGCAAGGCUGGCUACUAUGACGUCAUUAUUUUGGAGCAGUUCAACACUGAUUGCAUGAUGGGCGUGGCACAUCAGCUGCAAGCACCAGUUGUUGCCCUAAGCAGUUGCUCCCUGCUGCCGUGGCAUUUCGAGCGCAUGGGCGCUCCGAUAAUCCCAUCGCAUAUUCCGGUCUUAUUUUUGGGUCAAUCGCAGGACAUGAACUUUGGCGAACGAUUGGCCAACUGGUUUACCUUCCAUACGCUCAACUGGAUGUACAAGCUCUUAUCGGUGCCCGCUGCUGAUGCAAUGGUUCAGUACAAGUUUGGCCACAAUAUGCCCUCGGUGGGUGAGCUGGCGAAGAACACCUCCGUUUUGUUUGUGAACACACACUACUCGCUGAGCGGUCCAAAGCCGCUGCCGCCCAACGUCAUCGAGCUGGGCGGCAUUCACAUCCAAAAGGCAAAUCCAUUGAGCGCUGAUCUGCAACGCCUGCUGGACAAUGCCGAGCACGGGGUGAUACUCAUCAGUUGGGGCUCCAUGAUACGCGCCAAUUCAUUGUCGCCGGAGAAGCGCGAUGGCAUUGUGCGUGCCGUGGCCCGUCUCAAGCAGCAGGUCAUCUGGAAGUGGGAGAACGAGACGCUCGAGAAUAAGCCGCCCAAUCUACACAUCAUGAAAUGGCUGCCACAGCGCGACAUUCUCUGCCAUCCCAAUGUGAAGGUCUUCAUGACCCAUGCCGGCCUCAUGGGCAGCUCCGAGGCGGCCUACUGUGGCGUGCCCGUCGUGGCCACGCCCAUGUACGGAGAUCAGUUUCUGAAUGCGGCUGCCCUGGUACAGCGUGACAUGGGCGUGCUGCUGCACUACGAGGACAUUGGCGAGAAUACGGUCAUGCGUGCAUUGAAGCGAGCGCUAGAUAAGAAACACGUGGAUGCUGCCAAGCUCGUCUCGCACUCGUUCAAAUAUAGACCGCAACAGGCACUGCAGCUGGCCAUCUGGUGGGUGGAGCAUGUGGCUCACACUGGCGGUGAUCCUCUAUUGAAAUCCAGUGCUGUUGAACUGUCCCGCUUUGUGUACUAUUCACUGGACUGUUAUGCUGUCGUUGGCCUCAUUCUGGCCAUGGUAGUUGGCAGUUGGAUCGCACUCAUACGACUCUGUUGCGGCAAGCAAUCCAAUAAAAAGAACAAAAGGGAUUAAAUCGAUUCGAUCCCUGGCUAAGUCUAUGUGAUAUUUUGUAUGUGAACGUCUGUUGUGGUUCUAUUAUAACUAGUGUAGUAACUCCUGCUUCCAGCUAUUCGUUUUGUAGUUUAUAUAUCUUGACCCAAAUUGUAUAUAUGUAUAUGGAAUGUAAAUUAAAAGUCUAAAACCAUAUUAUAAAUUAUCAAAAUAUCAUAUAUAUAUGUAUGUACAUUUUGGAAAUUUUUGGAAUAUUAUAAUAUGUAACGCAAUGUUUUAAGUUUCCCCAUUUGCUGAGGAGUAAAAAUGUCAGCAAAGGUAUAUUUCAAAUAUACAUCUAUUAAAAAACUA
This is a messenger RNA of Drosophila mojavensis, 2082 nucleotides long. It is a transcript of the gene Ugt36D1, whose product is annotated as UDP-glucosyltransferase 2. Bases 187 to 1752 code for a protein of 521 amino acids. Lineage: Eukaryota; Metazoa; Arthropoda; Insecta; Diptera; Drosophilidae. Gene Ontology annotation, molecular function: UDP-glycosyltransferase activity. The transcript has 5 exons. The record is from RefSeq and is a predicted model, not a curated record.